AUGACCCAAGCUGUACCCCUGUCCCAGGCGUUUGCUACCGAACUCCCAACCUAUUCCAAUCCCCACGGGCAAGUUAAAGCCAGCAUCUCGGGCGAUUCAACUCGGAAUGCCGAUCCGCCCUACUUCUCCAUUGCCGCCCAACCUGUGCACGCAGUCCACCAGGAUUGGGCCGCUCUUGGCAGGGCCACCGUUGCCAAUAUCCCCAACAUCAACGCGCCCGCUCAUCCACUAAACCAGGAGUUCCUCUAUCUCUCCGAGGACGCCACCUACCACAACAGCGAAGGCGAUAUCGUCUGCUCCGCCGCCAAGUAUUUGCUCCACCCGGUCAACCAGGCCCUCUGUUCCGUCCCUGACUGUUGCUGA
Messenger RNA from Dichotomopilus funicola, 363 nucleotides. RefSeq lists its product as uncharacterized. NCBI's taxonomy places the organism in Eukaryota, Fungi, Ascomycota, Sordariomycetes, Sordariales, Chaetomiaceae. The record is from RefSeq and is a predicted model, not a curated record. The coding region runs from base 1 to 363 and encodes 120 amino acids. The transcript has a single exon.